Molecule: messenger RNA, 2903 nt
Organism: Cervus elaphus (red deer)
Lineage: Eukaryota; Metazoa; Chordata; Mammalia; Artiodactyla; Cervidae
Product: leukocyte immunoglobulin-like receptor subfamily A member 6
Exons: 8
Coding region: 768-2198 (476 amino acids)
Source: RefSeq, a predicted model, not a curated record
AGAGCCAGCGCUGUGGCCGCGCGCUCUUCCAGGAUGUUUGUCCAGGACAGGACGAGGGGGUCAGACCCCGGACGCCGUGGGGCUGCCCUGCUCGCGGAGAAGAACCCGAGCCAGGCCUUCAUGGACCCGCAGGCCCCGGGUCCUCCCCGCCCGACUUCAGCUCCAUGACUUCCUGCCCCCACAUCCUGGACAAGCAGGUGAAACUCAUCACCACGAUGGGCGCCCACCUGACCAGCCUCUGCAGGCCGGCUGGUCCCGGGUGGGGCUGGAGAGCUUUCUCCUGCAAAGGUUCAGCCUCCAAAGUACCGUUAGGAGCCUUUGGAGCCUAGCGGCCUUUGAGGAGCCCCUCUGGGGUCAGGGAAUCCAGCGGGAAGCUUCUCUCUGCAACCAAGAGGCAGCUUGUUAACCACUAUGGAGCCAUCUUCCAAGUCUUGGACCAAAUGGAAACAAUAAAACCUUUUUCAAAAAAAAAAAAAAAAUGGAACCAAUGUUGAGCUAGGCCCUGCCCUGCGUCUCAGCCUCCUGUCCAGAGACCAUGUUACUCUCUGGGUUUUGGGGUGGAGUCUGUGAGACUCCCACGUGCUCUGGAAGGCUCCUGAGCCUGCCCUCUGCUGGGCUCCUUGGGGCAGGGCGAGCAGAGUGAGCGGGGUGGGGCUCUUCCUGUUUCUGGGUGACGUAAGCCACCCAGCCUGGACCUUCACGCCCAGUGCGUCUGUCCGGCCUGCGGGCUCUGAGCUCUCUGUAAGUCACCUGCUCUGCUGGGGACCAUGAGAGGCAGUGCCACGACCCUGACCUUCACCACCCUUCUCUGCCUCGGGCUGUGCUGGGGCCCGUGGAACCAGGGACAGCCAGAGGUUCUCCCCAAACCCUCCAUCUGGGCUGACCCAGGCACCAUGGUCGCCCAGGGGAGCCCGGUGACCAUCUGGUGUCAGGGGUCUCUGCUGGCAGAUGUCUACCGUCUGUAUAAAGAGAGCGGCUCUGGAUCCUGGGAGGCUCAGGCCCCUCAGGGCUCCAGGAACAAGGCCGGGUUCCACUUUGAAUACACGAGGUCAGGUGAUGCCGGGCAGUAUCAGUGUGCAUAUCGCAGCAGGAACCGCUGGUCAGAGCAGAGUGACCCCCUACCCCUGGUGGUGACAGGAGUGUACAGGGCGCCCUCCCUGUCCGCCCAGCCCAGCCCUGUGGUGGCCGCAGGAGGCAGCGUGUCCCUCAUGUGCAGUUCACAGUAUGCAGCGGGGACGCUGUACCUGCUGAAGGAGGGAGGCGCUGACCUGCCCCGAUACCAGGUGUCAAAGAACUAUGGGAACCAAGGGCAGGAAGAGGCUGUGUUCCCUGUGGGCCCCGUGACCAGCUCCCACGGGGGGACCUACAGAUGCUAUGAUGCUCCCAGCAACGUGCCCUAUCUGUGGUCACACCCCAGUGACCCUCUGCACCUCCAGGUCACAGGCCUGUCCAGGGCGCCCUCCCUGUCCGCCCAGCCCGGCUCGCUCGUGCUCCCCGGAGACAACCUGACCCUCCGGUGUGGCUCAGAGGCCGGCUUUGGCAGCUUCGCUCUGACCAAGGACGAGCGGCUCAGCCCGCCCCGCCGCCUAGAAGGGCAGCAGAGCCCCGACUUCCCCCUGGGCCGCGUGACCCACGCCCACGGGGGCCGGUACAGAUGCUAUCGUGGGCACAACGUCUCCCACGCGUGGUCGGCCCCCAGCGCCCCCCUGGACAUCCUGGUCGCGGGAAUACACAGGAAACCCUCCCUCUCCGCCCGCCCGGGGACCUCAGUGCCCCUGGGAGAGAACGUGACCCUGCAGUGUCGCUCUGAGGUCCGCUCAGACACCUUCCAUCUGUCCAAGGAGGGGUCGCUUGCUCCUCCCCAGCACCUGCAUCUGCAGGACACGGCUCCGCCCGUCCAGGCCAACUUCACCCUGAGAGCUGUGACCUCGGCCCACGGUGGGACCUACAGAUGCUACAGCUCACAGAGCACCGCCCCCCACCUGCUGUCGCUCCCCAGCGACCCCCUGGAGCUCCUGGUCUCAGGAGCAGCUGACAGCAUCAGCCCACCACAAAACAAGCCAGACCCCAGGAGUGACUACACGGUGCAGAAUCUCAUCCGGAUGGGCCUCGCGGCCUCGGUUCUGCUGCUCCUCGGUGUCCUGCUCUGCCAGGCUCGGCACGACCGCAAAGAAGUCCGAGACGCGGCCCGGAGCUGAGCACUGGGGGGCCCCCGGCACCGUCCGGGGCGCCGCAGCCCGGGACACAAGCUUCCUGCCCGGGAGUUUCCGGAAAGAGUCUCUGCCGCGCGUGCUGGGUGCGCUGUCUGCGGAGACCUGUCUGCAGAGACCCCGGGGGAGAGACGCGCUGCGGAGCGGGAGGAGGCUCGGCGUCCCCGGGGAGGCUGGGGGCUCGGCUUCCUCUCACGGGGCCCCUCCCUCCCCGGGAGGACACCCCGACUCUCGGCUCCUCCCACCCCCUGCCCGAGGCGCAUCCCAGUGGCAGGGGCGGGUCCUCACCCUGCAGGCCCGCAGGCUCUGUCCGCUCUCCUGAGGACGUGAGCCUCAUUGUUCAUGCCCGCCUUCUCUGGUGUGCGCAAUGACCUCCAUCCCUUCGCUCAGAAACAGAACGUCGUUUAAGUAACUGAAUAAAUGGGUGAAAGCGGGGCCCCGUUUGGAACGAUGGAUCCAGAGCUCUUCCCCGAACCCCGCUCUGGACCGCUCAAGCCCUCCUCUCCUCGUCAGAUGACACCGGUGUCGUUUCUCCAGCCGCCGUCAGUGUGAACGAACACCUUGUCCUUUGAAGAGACAGUCAGGUGUUGCGCUGCUAAAUGGUGUUAGCAAUAUAUCCAUUUUGUAAAAAGCCCGGGUUGUGGUUUUUGUCUGUUUCUUCAGUAUGAAUACUCUAUUCGUGGCCAACCUCAA